Arabidopsis arenosa is the source of this 1257-nucleotide messenger RNA. NCBI's taxonomy places the organism in Eukaryota, Viridiplantae, Streptophyta, Magnoliopsida, Brassicales, Brassicaceae. The record is from the annotation of a GenBank genome assembly.
GAUCAAACAAACAAACAAACCUUCCUUAAUCAGAAACCAACCAAUUUCAGAUUUUUAAACAUCAUCAUCAGCUUUAAUGGCGUCACCAAAGUCACCUACAAGACCAACCCAACAAAACCCACAACCCAAUUUCCACGAUUUCCUUCCCGCCAUGGCCGGAAACCUAGGCGGUGAAGGUCUGAUCGGAGAGCUCUGUAACGGAUUCGAGCUCUUGAUGGAUAGAGAGAAAGGUGUCAUCACGUUCGAGAGUCUCCGACGUAACGCAGCGGCGGUGUUGGGUCUCGGAGAUUUGACUGAUGAAGAUGUUCGGUGUAUGAUUAAAGAAGGGGAUUUUGACUGUGACGGUGCGUUGAAUCAGAUGGAGUUUUGUGUGUUGAUGUUUAGGCUUAGCCCUGAUUUGAUGGAGGCUUCGCGGUGUCUCGUCACGGAGGCGAUAGAGGAGGAAUUUUCUGGGGAAAAAAAUCAGAAAAGCUUUGAGAAGAUCGAGCGCACUUCUUCAAUGGCGACCAAAGUUUACAUCGUGUACUACUCAAUGUACGGGCAUGUGGAGAAAUUAGCUCAAGAGAUUAGGAAAGGUGCUGCUUCUGUUGAUGGUGUUGAAGCCAAACUCUGGCAGGUACCCGAAACACUCCAAGAAGAUGUGCUCUCUAAAAUGAGUGCACCACCAAAGAGCGAUGCUCCUAUUAUCACCCCAAACGAGCUCGCUGAGGCUGAUGGAUUUGUCUUCGGCUUCCCAACAAGGUUUGGUAUGAUGGCUGCUCAGUUCAAGGCAUUCUUGGAUGCAACCGGCGGCCUUUGGAGGACUCAGCAACUCGCCGGUAAGCCAGCCGGAAUCUUCUACAGCACAGGGUCCCAAGGUGGUGGUCAAGAAACCACAGCAUUAACUGCCAUUACUCAGCUGGUCCAUCACGGGAUGAUAUUUGUCCCGAUUGGGUACACAUUUGGUGCCGGAAUGUUUGAGAUGGAGAAUGUAAAAGGUGGAAGCCCAUAUGGGGCGGGAACAUUUGCCGGAGAUGGGUCGAGACAGCCAACGGAACUGGAGCUGGAGCAAGCAUUUCACCAAGGUAAGUACAUAGCUGCCAUAAGUAAGAAGCUCAAGGGACCUGCUGCUGCUUAGAGCUCUCUCAAAAAGAUAAUAUUUUGAUUCUUUGUUGGUGAAUUCCUACAAAUUGGCAUUUUGUGAUUUUUUCGCUUUGGAAUUAUCUAACACUGAAUGAGUUACUUCUGCUCAUGAGCAAAUAACACGCCAUUGCCUUG